Molecule: messenger RNA, 814 nt
Organism: Nicotiana attenuata
Lineage: Eukaryota; Viridiplantae; Streptophyta; Magnoliopsida; Solanales; Solanaceae
Product: pathogenesis-related protein 1A-like
Exons: 2
Coding region: 24-560 (178 amino acids)
Cellular component (GO): extracellular region
Source: RefSeq, a predicted model, not a curated record
AAUACAACAUUUCUCCUAUAGUCAUGGGAUUUGUUCUCUUUUCACAAAUGCCUUCAUUUCUUCUUGUCUCUACACUUCUCUUAUUCCUAAUAAUAUCCCAUUCUUCUCAUGCCCAAAAUUCUCAACAAGACUAUUUGGAUGCCCAUAACACAGCUCGUGCAGAUGUAGGCGUAGAACCUUUGACCUGGGACGACCAGGUAGCAGCCUAUGCGCAAAAUUAUGCUUCCCAAUUGGCUGCAAAUUGUAACCUCGUACAUUCUCAUGGUCAAUACGGCGAAAACCUAGCUGUGGGAAGUGGCGAUUUCAUGACGGCCGCUAAGGCCAUCGAGAUGUGGAUCGAUGAGAAACAGUACUAUGACCAUGACUCAAAUACUUGUGUACAAGGACGGGUGUGUGGACACUAUACUCAGGUGGCUUGGCGUAACUCGGUUCGUGUUGGAUGUGCUAGGGUUCGGUGUAACAAUGGAGGAUAUGUUGUCUCUUGCAACUAUGAUCCUCCAGGUAAUUUUAUAGGCCAAAGUCCAUACGAACUUAAAAGGCGUCCAUUUCACGUUAUAUAGAUCCAGGUACCUCAUACCAGCCUCGAUAUUAGUGAGCAGUGAGUUCGUGGAGACUUAAAGGUAUAUCUUCCCGCGUUCGCAGACCUCGGAGUCCCCCUCUAUUCCCUCCUAUAUUGUUUUCCUUCAGUAUUUUCCUUAGACUCUGAUGUAUAGAGACACUUAGUUUUCUCUUAGAUGCUUGUGAAUUAUUACCAUCGAGUUUUGGGAACAUUGUUAUACUUGAGUGUUGGUUUACUUGUAUAAGUCGAGCGACA